GUAGUCUUUUCCACCGUCUAUGCUCAGGUCCUGAUUGAUGCUUCAGUUCAUUUACUUUACAACCAUUUGAGAGUGGUUUGACCGUGUGUAGACCAUAGAUUACACAGAUCACAGUGUUUUGACCGUGUGUAGACCAUAGAUUACACAGAUCACAGUGUUUUGACCGUGUGUAGACCAUAGAUUACACAGAUCACAUUUGUAGCAGGAGUGCUAUGGAAAAAUGCAGACUGUCUGCCGUUUUGCUGCUGGCACACAUUGGCCUCUCUUCAGUAGUGUUGGAAGGUCAGGUCAGUGUUGAACCACAGGUGACAGGGUACCUGGGUAAUGAUGUCACACUGCGUUGUAAGUUGCUCCAGGACAAUCUCAUUCAGGCUGAGUGGCAGUGGGAGAUGUCAGAUACUAAAAAGUUUUCCAUAGCUGUCUUUAACCCUAACUUAGGGCAAAACAUUUCUGGGUCACCUCUAAAAGGGAGGUUGGAGUUCGCUGGAGCUUCCACCGGUGAUUCCUCUAUUACUAUAAAAGAUGUGGAGAUGACUGAUGCAGGGAAAUACAUCUGUCUCCUGACAGUCUUCCCCAGUGGCUCAUUUGAGAGAACAACCAUCCUCACUGUACUGAAUCAGAUUCCACCUCCAUCAUCUGGCGAGGUUGUGGGAAUUGUUACCGCAGCCCUCCUGGUAACAGUUGUCGUGACAGCCACAGCUUACCUCAUCAUUGUCAGGAAGAGGCACAAGGCUUUAUUCAACCCCUCUGUCAGCAUUGGUGCAAGCAGCCUGGCGGUCAAUGCAGACAGGACAGGAAGAGAAGAGGAUCUGGUUUAUUCUGAGAUCAUCAGAUUCAACAUUGACAAGAGGAAAGCACACGACCCAUCUGGAGAAGAUCAGAAAGAUGCAGACGUCAAGCCAGCUGAGGAUGUCACCUACUCUGCAGUGGCAUUGGGAAACCAGCAUUCUUUAAGGGAGGACACAGUUUACUGUCAGGUGGUGAGAAAGGACUGGGACAUAGAUGAUGUAUGGACUGUCUAAGCACAAUAACAGUAAAGGGAUAACCAGACGUCCUUUAUAUUCACAUACAUUUAACUGAAGUUAUCUCUUGUUGGGGAAGUGACCUCCUUAUUAGACAAAGCCAUCUAGAUCCUACAGAAGGGCUAUGUGUGUGAAUACUGAAAAAUUAUUGCCACCAACAGAAUGCUAUAUAUAUCGGGCAUACAACAAUCUCAGCUCUGUAGAUUUUGUUGCGAAGAGACAGAAUCAAUAGAUAAUUUAUUCUGGUAUUGCCCCUAUGUAGCUUGUUUCUGGUCACAGGUUCAGGAAUUGUUAAAAAAAAACACAACAUGCACUUUGGAAAGCCACAGUCAGUCAAUAAAUAAUGUAAUAAUACUCGUAGGAAAGGUUUUCGUCUUUAGCUCACAAUCUGUGGAUAAUAACAUCACAGCACAAUUGAAAAAUACAUGGCACAUGGGAAACCAAAUGAGGGUGGUCUAUGGUGAUAGGUGGGAUGAGCUGAGAGUGGCUGAGGGUUGGGAUUAAAGAGCUGAGGUCUAUGGUGAUAGGUGGGAUGGGCUGAGAGUGGCUGAGGGUAGGGAUUAAAGAGCUGAGGUCUAUGGUGAUAGGUGGGAUGGGCUGAGAGUGGCAGGGGGGUGGGAUUAAAGAGCUGAGGUCUAUGGUGAUAGGUGGGAUGGGCUGAGAGUGGCAGAGGGGUGGGAUUAAAGAGCUGAGGUCUAUGGUGAUAGGUGGGAUGGGCUGAGAGUGGCUGAGGGGUGGGAUUAAAGAGCUGAGGUCUAUGGUGAUAGGUGGGAUGGGCUGAGAUUGGCUGAGAGUUGGGAUUAAAGAGCUGAGGUCUAUGGUGAUAGGUGGGAUGGGCUGCGAGUGGCAGAGGGGUGGGAUUAAAGAGCUGAGGUCUAUGGUGAUAGGUGGGAUGGGCUGAGAGUGGCUGAGGAGUGGGAUUAAAGAGCUGAUGUCUAUGGUGAUAGGUGGGAUGGGCUGAGGGUUUGGAUUAAAGAGUUUAUGUUUGGCAAUGUAUUAUUCUUUUGUGACUGUUUUAUGUAAAUGUGCCAUGUACAGUUGAAGUCAGAAGUGUACAUACACGUAGGUUGGAGUCAUUAAAACUCGUUUUUCAACCACUCCACAAAUUUCUUGUUAACAAACUAUAGUUUUGGCAAGUCGGUUAGGACAUCUACUUCGUGCAUGACACAAGUCAUUUUUCCAUCAAUUGUUUACAGACAGAUCAUGUCACAAUUCCAGUGGGUCAGAAGUUAACAUACACUAAGUUUACUGUACCUUUAAAGGGUAGCCUAGUGGUUAGAGCGUUGGACUAGUAACCGGAAGGUUGCAAGUUCAAACCCCCGAGCUAACAAGGUACAAAUCUGUCGUUCUGCCCCUGAACAGGCAGUUAACCUGCUGUUCCUAGGCCGUCAUUGAAAAUAAGAAUUUGUUCUUAACUGACUUGCCUGGUUAAAUAAAGGUAAAAUAUAUAUAUUUUUUAAAUAAAUAAAAAAACAGCUUGAAAUUGUAUUUAUUUAAUGGCUUUAGAAGCUUUUGAAGGGCUAAAAGACAUAAUUUGAGUCAAAUGGAGGUGUACCUGUGGAUGUAUUUCAAGGCCUACCUUAACACUCAGUGCCUCUUUGCUUAACAUCAUGGGAAAAUCAAAAGAAAUCAUCCAAGACUUCAGGAAAAAAAUUGUAGACCUCCACAAGUCUGGUUCAUUUUUGGGAGCAAUUUCCAAAUGCUUGAAGGUACCAUGUUCAACUGUAUAUCAAUAGUACGCAAGUAUAAACACCAUGGGACCACGCAGCCGUCAUUCCGCUCAGGAAGGAGAUGCAGUCUGUCUCCUAGAGAUGAAUGUACUUUAGUACGCAAAGUGCAAAUCAAUCUAAGAACAAUAGCAAAGGACCUUGUGGUGGAAAAAGGUACAAAAGUAUCUAUAUCCACAGUAAAUGAGUCCUAUAUCAACAUAACCUAAAAGGCCGCUCAGCAAGGAAGAAGCCACUGCUCUAAAACAGCCAUAAAAAAGACAGACUAUGGUUUGCAACUGCACAUGGGGACAAAGAUCAUACUUUUUGGAGAAAUGUCCUCUGGUCUGAUGAAACAAAAAUAGAACUGUUUGGCCAUAAUGACCAUCGUUAUGUUUGGAGGAAAAGGGGGGAGUCUUGCAAGCCAAAGAACACCAUCCCAACCGUGAAGCACGGGGGUGGCAGCAUCAUGUUGUGUGGGUGCUUUGCUGCCGGAGGGACGGGUGCACUUCACAAAAUAGAUGGCAUCAUGAGGACGGAAAAUUAUGUGAAUAUAUUGAAGCGACAUCUCAAGACAUCAGUCAGGAAGUUAAAGCUUGGUCGCAAAUGGGUCUUCCAAAUGGACAAUGACCUCAAGCAUACUUCCAAAGUUGUGGCAAAAUGGCUUAAGGACAACAAAGUCAAGGUAUUGGAGUGGCCAUCACAGAGCCCUGACCUCAACCUAAGGAAAAUUUGUGGUCAAAACUGAAAAAGCGUGUCCGAGCAAGGCCUACAAACCUGAUUCAGUUACACCAGCUCUGUCAGGAGGAAUAGACCAACAUUCACCCAACAUAUUGUGGGAAGCUUGUGGAAGGCUACCCAAAAUGUUUGACCCAAGUUAAACAAUUUAAAGGCAAUGCUACCAAAUACUAAUUGAGUGUAUGUAAACUUCUGACCCACUGGGAAUGUGAUGAAAGAAAUAAAAGCUGAAAUGAAUCUCUAUUAUUAUUCUGACAUUUCACAUUCUUAAAAUAAAGUGAUGAUCCUAACUGACCUAAGACAGGGCAUUUUUACUAGGAUUAAAUGUCAGGUUUAAAUGUAUUUGGCAUAUGUAUGUGUAUGUAAACUUCCGACUUCAACUGUAUGUAAAAUGUAUAUGUAAAAUGUAUGUAUAUGUAGUAAAAAAAAGCUGUAAAAAAACUAAGAUAUUUGUCCUCUGAAUAGGGGUGUGGUGGAAGGGUUAAUAAAAAAAAAAUUAAAGUGUC
Oncorhynchus nerka (sockeye salmon) is the source of this 3972-nucleotide messenger RNA. Its product is annotated as T-cell immunoreceptor with Ig and ITIM domains-like. Bases 213 to 1022 code for a protein of 269 amino acids. The transcript is spliced from 6 exons. Lineage: Eukaryota; Metazoa; Chordata; Actinopteri; Salmoniformes; Salmonidae. Gene Ontology annotation, biological process: homophilic cell-cell adhesion; heterophilic cell-cell adhesion. The record is from RefSeq and is a predicted model, not a curated record. Gene Ontology annotation, cellular component: adherens junction; apical junction complex.